AUGGGUUUAGCGGCCGUUAAAAACAAGCAGAAACUUGGGAUCGAUCCUAGAAACACCAAUUGGAGCAAUGAUACCUCGAGGUUUGGUCACAAGCAUCUAGAGAAGAUGGGCUGGAAGCCAGGCUCUGGGCUUGGUCUCAUGCCGAACUCAACUACAACUCAUGUAAAGGUGUCGAUAAAAGACGACACUUUGGGUCUGGGAGCAAAACUCCGUAACAAGAAAAAAACCGAUGAAUUUGACACUGGAGAGUGCGCCGGACUGGACGCCUUCCAACGUUUGCUGGGUCGUCUCAACGGCAAAGAAGAGACGGUUUCAAACGAGCUCGAAACACAAAGAAAAGACAACAUUAUAAAUGGGAAGUGGGGGAUCCAUUUUGUGAAAGGUGAUGUCUUGGCCAGCACUUGGGAUGCCAAAACUAAGACAUUGAAGAAGUAUAGUAACCACUCCAUCAAGCGGGCUAGAUCAGACCAUGAUGAUUCUUCGGAUGAUGCAGAGACAAGAAAAUCGAAGAAGGGAAAGAAGGAUAAGAAAGCUGACAAGAAAGACAAAAAGAGAUUGUUUGAGGACGCUAGCAGGAAGCGCUCUGGCGAAACCAUAAAAAACAAGUCUGACGCUACUGAAGAAGCAACUUUGAAGAAAUACAAGAGGGAAAAGAAGGAAAAGAAGGACAAGAAAGACAAGAAAGCCAAGGGAGAGAAGAAGAAGAAAGACAAGGCAGAGAAGAAAGUAAAGAAAGAUUCCACCGGCAAGAAAGACGGGAAAAUCAAGAAGGAUAAAAAAGAUAAGCAUAAAAAGAUCAGCAAGCAGGAGAAAAUUACUCGUGAGGAAAUGCUGAAACCAAAAUCACAAGGCAACGAUGAGAUUGUUUCAAGGUUAUCGGUCCGUUCCAAAUGGAUUAAACAGAAAAGAGCAGCUGUUAUGGACGCCAAGGCUUUGAAUGAAAUUUUCAUGAUUGCGAGUUGA
Lachancea meyersii CBS 8951 is the source of this 963-nucleotide messenger RNA. The record is from the annotation of a GenBank genome assembly. Lineage: Eukaryota; Fungi; Ascomycota; Saccharomycetes; Saccharomycetales; Saccharomycetaceae.